Messenger RNA from Iphiclides podalirius (scarce swallowtail), 249 nucleotides. The record is from the annotation of a GenBank genome assembly. NCBI's taxonomy places the organism in Eukaryota, Metazoa, Arthropoda, Insecta, Lepidoptera, Papilionidae.
AUGCGGAGCUCCGACACUCGAGAAGCACAAGACAGGGCAUCGGAAGAAUCAAAAAAACGUGAUACCGAGUCAGAAGAUGAAAGAAGCGAACCCUGCGCCCACGGCUACAGCACGCGCAUGACGGACCGCAGUAUUUCGCGCUCCCGGUUUUCCAGAGUUUCAACGCGUCGAGAUAUGGAUAUCCCGUCAAUAUUGGCGUUCACCGCAACGAUUCCUAUACCGCGCACCCCGUCCACUGUCACCAGAAGA